UCUUAAUGCAUCCUUCACUGCAGUAGAUGUUACUGGUAAUGGCUGAUCUGUCACACCCUGGACCACCACAAGUACAUUUUUUCUGUUUAACUGGUUUGACUGGUUGAGAGCUCUUUACGUUACCUGAUAAUGCUGCCUGUCCUCUCUAUUGAGGUGGAUCCAUUAUUAAAUGCAGUGCUUUGUUUUAUAAGGCAGCAUUGAUACUGCAGUGCAUUAUCAAGCAGUUGGAUGCAGAGAGCCAUGUUCUCAUAGCUUUUCUUUCUCUUACAGAAGGGAGCUGUACUUUUGAAGAUAUACGUCUGUAUGAUAAUGGAGAGGCCAAUCAAACAAAAGGAAUGCUUCAAAUUUGUGACGGUGUGAAAUGGACUGCUGUCUGUGACUAUCGAUGGAGGCAAGAAUAUUCGGUUGCUCUCUGCAAUAAUUUGGGUCACACUAAUCCAACACCACUGACAAUAUUAAAUAAUGGCUCGUGGUCUACAAUAAGUUAUGUUGCUAAAUAUAUCUCAUCGUACUCUACUCCUACAUGCUACAAUAACAACAAUACAAUAGUCAAUUGCUUGACAAAUUCAUCCAGCUAUGUUACGAGCUAUAAUGCACAUUACUACUGUAAUACUGUAAGAGACACACUUUAUAUCCAAUGUGACUUUGAUAUGGGUACAUGUACAAGUGGAUCCAUUCGUCUGUACAAUAAUAGGACAUCCGGCUCUAACAGCUUAAGUGGAAUGCUCCAAAUAUGUGAUAGUAAUGGACGCUGGACAGCAGUCUGUGGUUAUGGAUGGAGGUGUAGUACAUCAAAAGUAGCUUGCAAGCAGUUAGGCUACACAGGAAACAAUGUUCAAUAUAACAUUGGUGCUGGGCCAUGGACAGAUUGCAAUGAGGGAGAGAUAAGGCUAGUCAAUGGUACAAUAGACAGGGAAGGUCGUUUAGAAAUAUGCACUAAUGGAGUGUGGGGUGACUUCUGUGCUAACAGCUUCAGGAAAUCUGCAGCUCAUGUAGCCUGUAAACAAGCUGGAUAUGGAGAUGUUAAGGGAGCUAUUAUUUACACCAAUGGUGAGUUUGGAGUUGGGGAUGGUCCAGUAAUCUAUGGGAAUGUUGAGUGCUUUGGUCAUGAGAACUACAUUGCUGACUGCUCAAAAGUUGUGGCACCAAAUUUAAAUUGCUACUCUAAUGCUGGAGUUGGUCUCCUCUGUCGUGACAAUUGCAGUGAAGGGUCUAUACGACUUACAGGCGGAAAGCAUUCCUAUGAAGGAUAUGUAGAAGUUUGCGUUGAUGGAGUGUGGACUCUUGUUUCUGCUAAUGGUUGGGAUGAUGCUGAUGCUAGAGUAGUAUGCAAGCAACUCAAAGCCUAUGGCACAUCUGCUGGGGAAACAGUUGAUAAUUCGCCUUAUACAAGGUCCAACAAAGCCACAAGGUUCUCUAACGUUUAUUGUAUUGGAAAUGAAGACAUGUUGGAGGACUGCAGGCAUCACACAAUUGAGCUGGAUGAUGGAAAAAGUUAUAAUGGACCAGUAGCUGCUGUUGACUGCAAAG
Molecule: messenger RNA, 1530 nt
Organism: Amphimedon queenslandica
Lineage: Eukaryota; Metazoa; Porifera; Demospongiae; Haplosclerida; Niphatidae
Product: neurotrypsin-like
Exons: 9
Cellular component (GO): membrane
Source: RefSeq, a predicted model, not a curated record